AUGCGGAUCGGCUUCCUGAGACUGCAGGCCCUCUACCGAUCCCGCAAGCUCCACAAGCAGUACCACAUGGCUCGCCGGCGGAUCAUCGAGUUCCAGGCACGAUGCCGAGGUUACCUGGUCCGUAGGGCUUUCCGCCACCGCCUCUGGGCUGUCAUCACCGUCCAGGCCUAUGCCCGGGGCAUGAUCGCCCGAAGGCUGUAUAAGCGCCUCCGGGGGGAAUAUCAUCGACGCCUGGAAGCAGAGAAACUUCGGCUGGCGGAAGAGGAACGGCUCCGAAAGGAGAUGAGUGCCAAGAAAGCCAAAGAGGAGGCAGAAAAGAAGCACCAG
Messenger RNA from Calidris pugnax (ruff), 327 nucleotides. RefSeq names its product unconventional myosin-VIIa-like. The record is from RefSeq and is a predicted model, not a curated record. Lineage: Eukaryota; Metazoa; Chordata; Aves; Charadriiformes; Scolopacidae. The transcript is spliced from 2 exons. Gene Ontology annotation, molecular function: protein binding. The annotation marks the transcript as partial.